Molecule: messenger RNA, 3537 nt
Organism: Anthonomus grandis grandis
Lineage: Eukaryota; Metazoa; Arthropoda; Insecta; Coleoptera; Curculionidae
Gene: Tti1
Product: TELO2-interacting protein 1 homolog
Exons: 16
Coding region: 331-3408 (1025 amino acids)
Biological process (GO): chromatin remodeling
Cellular component (GO): cytoplasm
Source: RefSeq, a predicted model, not a curated record
CACUGGACUAAGUCCGAAUUUAAAAAUACAUUUAUACAUUUAUAGUGAUUAUAAAUUUGUUAUCCCUGACUAGACUCUAUCUACAUAUUCUAUGUAUAUAUACGAAGGAGUUCUGAACUAAUUACUGCUAUACAUAAAAGCGAGUAUCUGAGAGUCUACCUAGGAAUAGAUAUCAAAUUAGGACAACAAGCUCAUAGCAGCCUUGACUUUACACUUCACAGUAAUCACAGUCACAUAUUACUCAUAAUGUCAUUGUAAUGUCCAUAAUUUGGUUUGUCCCCUAAUAAUCAAACCCUUGGAUAUGGUAAUCAAAGAUAAAACAAAUCAGAUAUGGAUAGUUUUAAAAAAUAUGCAGCAUUGUCAGCGCUAUGCAAAGAGAUAACCAACAAUCCUCUCAAUUUAACUCUGCUGGAGCAGUUGAAGGAAAUUGUCUUGGAAAGCCCAAAUUCCUUUGUUCAAGCUGCACAGAAAAUGUUAGUUGUUACCUUUUUCCCUUAUCUAAAAAGUGGCCAAAGGUUGAACGAGCAAGGAAAACUUCUCUUGAUCGAAACAAUGGCAGAGUUUUUUAGCAAAACUUCUAUUGAGAACUCGAACUUGUUUUUUAAUUUCUACACAUUUAUUUUAUUGGAAUUAUAUGACUACAAAAAUCACAUAGUUUUAGGAAUCUCUGAAGAGUAUAAGUCUGCUCUCCUAAAUUGUAUGAUUGCCCUUGUGAAAAGUGUUUCGUCAGAAACAUUAAAAGAGAUCUAUUCCAAGGAAAAUGUUUCUAAGCUGUCCCAAAUAAUAUACGUAUGUGCCGAACUUGCAAAAAAUGAAACUGCAAGACAUAUUAGGAGCCUAGCAAUAACUUGUAUAAUGGCCAUUGCAAAAGUAACGGAUACAGAUGACCAAUCAGACGUAGUACUACGCAAUAAAUGUGCGGACAUGUUUAUGUUUUUUCUACCAGCUUUAUCUAGUACCCUCCCAGAAAUUGCUUUAAAGGAUUCAGCUGUUGGGCAUAGCUUACCAGUCCUAGCUACAAAAGCAUACGGCAGAAUAAUAGCCGUGAUAAUGCAAGACUAUAGGCCUUCAGACCAAAUUCUAGAUGUCGAAGAAGUCGUUAUGUGGGAAUCAAAAAAAUCCAAAACCCUUAAGGCAAAAUUUAAAGACAAAAAGGAAAUUGACUUAUAUUUAAAUUCAACAGUAAGAAAUGCCUUAUGGUACAAAGAAACAGAUGAAAAAAUAAAUAUAACUUUUAAACGGAUGGACGCUCUUACUUAUCAUAGUAAUGUUAAUUUAAGAAUGGAAAUCGUAGACGCAGCUGCAAUUAUUAUAAAAAAUUGUUCCACAACUAUACCUCAGUCAGUCGGCACACUUAUUGAAUACCUAAUUAUCUUGUCGGAAGAUUCGGAUCCUGUAGUUGCCGAAAAAAGUCGAGAUAUUAUUAACAACAUUUCCAAAGAUUUGUCAACAGCUCAAUCUCUGGUAUUUGAAAACGUUAAGGAAAGAUUUUGUAAUGCAAUUAAUAGCUUGCCUAGGAAAUUUAACAGUAUAGAUGAUGCAGAAAAAGUUGCGGCCCUUAAUCUUCUUAUUGGAUAUAUACAUUUAUUUGGAGAACAGAAUCUGAGCUGUGUUUUGCUAUCUCCAAGUAUUUUAGAUAAUUUGCUACAAGGUCUUUUAUACAUUUCUGAAAUUAAAAAAUCGAAUAUCAGUUUACUGGAAGAGUAUUCUUUAAAAGAUUUAAAUGCAGAAAGUGUCCCUAACUGGAUUAAUUUUCAAUAUUUUAACAACGAUAAUGUAAGAACAAAACUGAACGAUUUUUGUGCAAAACUAGCGAAACAUAAUUGUUUUGAACUGGUCCACGACUAUUUAUAUGACAUUUAUCUAAAUGUACCAAGUAAAAGAAACGAAGCUGUAUAUUUGACUAAUUUCCAUAUUACAGGCCUGGAAGAUACACAAAUAAAUAAAUACUGGUCCCUUAUUAAAAAUAUUAUAAAUAUAUAUACAGAAGAUCAUAUUAACGAUCUAAAUGCAGCUUUAGAUUCUGAAGAAUAUUCCGUUGAAAUGAUUCAGUCGAAUAUAAUUCUGAUUUGUCUUUUAACUGAAGGCUUAGGCAGAAUUAGCCUUACUAUAGGUAGCAAGUUUCAAAAUCUGCUUUUAAAAACGUUGUACGUGGUUUUGGAAAAAGCAGGAAGUGGGCAUCCUCUCAUCAAGCGUUCUGGUCUUUUUGCUUUAAAAAACAUAACACAAGCAUGUGGAUACGUUCACGUAACCGAUCUUAUAAAUGCAAACUUCGAUUUUUUCUCAUAUCACGUCCAAAGAAAGCUCGGGAAGUUAGAAAACAAAGAGGGAGUUUUAAAUGUGCUUUCGGUAGUUUUACAAUAUAGCAAUGUGGACGUUUUAUUGCCAAUGAGAAACAUAUUUGAGGAGGUGUUCCUAAAUUCUUGUGACAUGUUUAAAGACAAAUAUGCCACUGCAUAUCUCAAAGUUUUUAGGAUGUUUAUCCAGAGUUUAAAAAGAUGGUUUCAAAUUGAAGUGGUACACACUAGUUUAAAGUCUAGGCAAGAAAAGGAACAAGAACACGAACAUUUCCAAGUUUCUGGUAUAAAUUACGAUAACAAUUUUUCUGAUGAUAUUAUGGAAGGGCGUACUGCCGAGGAAUUGUAUAAAGAGGAUAUGGAAAAACAACAGAAAAUUAAAGAAAUAUCGGAAAAUGACGAAGGUCCCCUUAAAGAAGCAGAGAACGAGUAUCAAAAGCCAAAACCUGAAAUACACGUUGAGCUGACGCAUUUAAUAUUAAAAAGAAGUGUACAUUUUCUACCAUCAAAAAAUGACACAAGAAAAAUACUGGUGUUGGAAAUUUUGGAAAAUGGACUAGAACUUCUAAGAGAUUCCGAAGAUGAACUUUUACCAGUGGUGCACCUGAUUUGGAACCCUUUGCUACAACGAUUUAAGGCAGAUACGGACCCACUUAUUAUGAGACUGGCAACAAGAUUGGUGGCAACUAUGGCUAGAUUAGCAAAAGAGUUCAUUAGGGCAAGAUUUGUAAAGGAACUUCUGCCCAAAUUUAUUGAGAUUUUAAGUAACUCAGCUAAGGAAAGCCAUUUAAAAGAUAAAGGAUCUUCCUAUCGCUACAGUCAAGACUAUAAGCUACAACACGAAAUGUUGCAGCACAUUGGACUGAUUUUGUACAAUUUAGACGUGGAAGAAGAAACUAUAAUUAAGACUGCUGACGCUGUUUGCCUUUACUUGUCAGAUAAGCAGCCUCAUGAACUGCAGGUUGCUGCCGUGGACUUUUUCCAAACUAUGUGGAUCUACGAUGCGAGGGUAGUUAACGCAAAAUUGGAAUGUAUUGCAAAUACUGAAGAAUAUUUGAAAAAUUUAACUAGGAUAAAAGCAUUUAUAGACCAUCGUUCAGAAAACAAUUAGGUUUUGCCAUUAUUUUAUGCGAAACUUUUUUCUUAUCAUUAUUCACUCAAACUUUGCUCACAAGGCCGAAAGUAUAUUACGUCGCGACCCCGAAGAGUUUAAAUAUUAAAGUUGCAAUGUUUCCAAUUA